AUUACCAUUCACAACUCCGCAUUAACUCCUUUACUUUGUGUUAUAAUAUUUUUAACCGAUUUCUCCAUUUAUUAAUCAUGCGAGGAUUAACCGUAAUCCUGCUCGCUGUCGCUUGUUCGAGCGUAGUAAUCGAGGCUUGUCAGACGGAAAACGAAGGCUGUGCCGGCCAUCUUCCUCCCUGCUGCAGCGGUCUGAAAUGCAACAACGGCGCCGAAGUAUUCGGAUUCUGCAAGAAAGCAGACGGAGCCGACGCCAGUCCCAAUAGUGGUGAAGAGACCGCUCCUCGGCCGGCACAGAAACCAACCACCCCGCGGGCGCCGGCUAAAACCAACCAAGGUUCCUCCUCAAAAAACCUGGUCAGCAAGGACCAAUUCUUCAAAGCCGUAACCAGCAACGGUUUCCCGCAGCCGACGGACGCCCAGUACGAUCAUUUCGUCAAAGGCGCGCCCAACGGGCACAUCACUACCAAACGCGAGUUGGCCAUGUUCCUGGCUAACAUCCUCCACGAGUCCGGCGGACUGCAGAAGAUGAAGGAGGAACAACCGCUGGCGGAGUACGGGAAGUACUACGGACGCGGCUACAUCCAGCUGACCUGGGAGGCCAACUACCGUUCCGCGUCGGAAGCACUGUACCACGACGACCGUCUGUUGACGAAUCCCGACCUCAUCCUGAAGGACGACCAGGUCGCCUGGGACACCACCUACUGGUUCUGGGGUGCCAAUGUGCACUCUCAUGACGGAGUCCAAGAAGGGCAUUUCGGCGCCACCAUCAAGGCCAUCAACGGUGCUCAUGAGUGCAAUGGAGCAAACCUGGACCAGUCCCAAUCCCGCUUCAAGUACUACAAACGCAUCCUGGCCAUCUUUGUGCCCGGGGAGACGCCCAUCGAAACCGGAUGCUACAAUUAGGCCAUUAUGGUUAGCUGCUUGUUUGCCUCUGGUUGUUGAGCUGUUCUUCUUAAACUCUUUCUGUUUAUCUUAGCUAUCUAACUAUCUAACUACUUGACUAUCUAACUGUAUAUGACUUAAUUAUUGGUGCAUUGAUCGGUGAAAGCACGAACGUUACCAUAAAUUAAGAAGCAUUUUUCCAUUUAAUAAAGUUUUUGCU
Molecule: messenger RNA, 1104 nt
Organism: Paramacrobiotus metropolitanus
Lineage: Eukaryota; Metazoa; Tardigrada; Eutardigrada; Parachela; Macrobiotidae
Exons: 3
Coding region: 78-905 (275 amino acids)
Biological process (GO): cell wall macromolecule catabolic process; chitin catabolic process
Molecular function (GO): chitinase activity
Source: RefSeq, a predicted model, not a curated record